AUGAAUUAUUAAAAGCCCAAUAGUUAUUUAAAUAUACAUUUAUUAAAAAACGUGAUAUUAUUAAAGUUAGUUUUGUAAACACUUGUGAAGUUUCUUGAGUAAGAGCAUGGCGUGUUGAGAAUUUUCGUGGGUUUGGAUCAAAAUGCUUACAAUGUCUACACUAAUGAUGCCUGCAGCUACAAUGACCACCAUGACGAACGCCGGACCCAUCCCCGUAGCGGCCGCAACCAAACUGGAACCCAAACUGCUGCAACUGCCACAUCCCCUGAUGCAGCAACAGCAGUCUCAUCAUCAGCACCAACAUGGAAACAAUAAACUUGAGCACUACCACAUCUUCGUCGGGGAUCUGAGCCCGGAGAUUGAAACGCAGAGUCUAAGAGAUGCCUUCGCGCCCUUCGGAGAAAUUUCUGACUGCAGAGUGGUGAGAGAUCCGCAGACGUUGAAAUCAAAAGGCUACGGCUUCGUGUCCUUCCUGAAGAAAUCUGAGGCUGAAUCAGCGAUCACAGCCAUGAAUGGACAAUGGCUUGGCUCCAGGUCUAUUCGAACCAACUGGGCAACUCGGAAACCACCAGCGCCCAAAAGUGAGCUGAAUUCAAAACCUCUGACCUUCGACGAGGUGUACAACCAGAGCUCGCCGACCAACUGCACGGUCUAUUGCGGUGGUCUCACCACCGGUCUGUCGGAGGAGCUGAUCCAGAAGACGUUCCAGCCGUUCGGCACCAUACAGGAGAUACGGGUCUUCAAGGAUAAGGGAUACGCUUUUAUAAGAUUCUCCACCAAAGAGAGUGCCACUCACGCCAUCGUUGCUGUCCACAACUCAGACAUAAACGGGCAGCCAGUUAAAUGUUCCUGGGGAAAGGAAUCCGGAGAUCCCAAUAACGCCCAGGCUCAAGGACAGCUCGGUGGCACAGCGUACAGCCCGUUCGGAGCAGCCUACACCAGCGGAGUACCCCCAGCCUCCUACUGGUACAACACUUACCCUCAGCAGUUGGGAGGCUUCCUGCAGGGGAUGCAGGGAGUCCAGGGUUACUCUUACGCCAGCCAAUUUGCUGGAUAUCAACAGCAGUACAUGGGCAUGGGCGGCGUGCAGCUUCCUUGGGCUCUUGGCAGCGGUGUGGGGGGAGUCGGCAGCGUGGGGGGAGUUGGAGGAGUGGGUGGAGUGGCAGCAAUGUCUCAGCCACCACAAGUGCUGCACUAUCCAGUUCCGCACUUCCAGGUCCAGCCUAUCAGUGAGGAUGAGUGGCUGGCACCAAGUUUGCUUGUGUGAGGUCAGCGUGCCGCGCCGCCCGAAACCUGUUGCUGUCUUCAGAAAGAAUGGAUCUAACUCCUUCUCUCCCUCUAACACUAUUGCAAUUCUUACUUUCACUUACUGCGAUUCUUUGUCUGUAAUUCUUACUUUCACUUUACUGUAAUUCUUAUUUUCACUUUACUGUGAUUCUUACUUUUUAUCAAUUCUUCUUUAAUUUUACUGUGAUUCUACGGUUUUAUGACAAGUUAUAGUCACUUUUGUGAUUUAAACGGGUGAAUUUGCGGCGUAAAUGGGCGGUUUGUGGCUAAAAGCCUUUAGCUCGAUUGAGCACUGGACGAAUAAAAUGUGAGUCAAAGAUAAUCGAAAGAGUUCUAUCCUGCUUUUGACUAUGCAUAUGUGAGUAAUUUUUAGAAAAUAUAUAAUUGUAGUUAAGUGGUUUAAGACUAGUCUUAAGGUUACCUAUAUCAAGUACACGCGGGCCAAAAAAGGUUGCGAUUAGAGAUGGUUUAGUUUUUUUUUUGUCAUAAUGUCAAAGAUCUUGAACGGCACCAAAAAUCUAGCACAAUAGAUUAAGAUUAGUGGAAAAAAUGUAGAUUUUUGGAAAAAUGUUUGUAGGGUAGGCUAUAGGGGUCGGCGAGUGAGAUUUUAUGAUGAUUUUUAUCUGUGAUUAGAAGGUCUACAUAUAUGGUCUCGCUGUUUCACUUGGUUUCUAGCUAAAACGCUACCUAUAACGCGGAACAACUUAGUCAAAGCCUUAAAACUUAAAGAAAGGUAAAAUAUGAACCAAAAUAUCACAAGUUUUGACCUUAAUAUUAUACUUACUAUUACGACAACUGUUUGGAGGUUUAUCAGUAAGUAAUUUAAAGUUUACCUUAAGAAAAAUUAAUGACAUAAACUGAAGAAUUUCAGGCUCAAAUUCUUCGGAUAUGAAGAAAAAGAAAUGAGCCAAGAAUUUAGUAACGAGAAUAGUAGUUUAUGAAGCUAGUAAUAAUAACGUUUAGACCGUAUAUGUAAGACCAUCAGACAAAACGCAUGGAACGCCAUAUAUAUGUUUGAUAUCGUAUACUUAUAUAUUUUACGAAGAUUUUAUUCUUCAAAUCUAUGUCAGUUUUUGGUUUAAUCUUCUAUCACAAUGAUACAAUUAUAUUAGUUCAAGUUCAUAAUAUAAGUAAUCUGAAAUUAUUUUUUACCAAUUGUUUUCCUGUCUACUUGCAAAGCAAUAACAUAUUUUGCGAAUCAAUGUAGAAUCUGACCAACUUUUGCGCUGAGCUAUUAAGAGCACCCUGUUUGAGGCAAGAAUUAUGUAAAAGUGAAGAAUUUCGUUUUUAUUUUCGUUAAUCAAGAUAAAAAAAUGAUUUGAAAGAGAUUAUUAUACAUAUUUCCAGAACUGCUAUUGUUUGGAUUGAGCAGAUUAGCAUAAAUUAUCAGCAAUUUAUUAUAAAUUAUAUUUUCAAAAAGAGUGCUGCAAAAAGUACCACCGGCCUGACAUAUUCCUGUGUUGGCGAUUCUCUUGUUCAAAGUUUAAUUCAGUCUUACUAUCGAGCGCAGUGCGUUUUGUCAACAAUCACAAAUUUAUUUCUCUGAACACCAAUGCCAAAGUCAGAAAAUUUCAAAUAAUAUAAUAAUCAUGGUUGUGUCUUAUAUAUAAAGGAUACAUAACGUGUCUGACACUUGAAAGAUUGUCUUUUACACUGCGGAAAGAUCUAGAAAGUUGUCGACACAGAAAGUUACUAUCUUACUAUACACUCUACGAGAGACAGCACGGAGUUUAUUUAAUAUUAAAGAUGUAAGUGGUCAAAUAGAUAUAAUCAUGAAUAAAUAAAAUGCACUGACCUCUACUAUAUACCACUGGACUGGCGGCUGUCAAAGUUUUUUUGUGCCUGUUUGAUAUUCGCCAUUGGCGCUGUUGGCCAUGUAGCGAGAGUCUGCUGUACUAAAACUAGUGAUGACAACCUCAGCAAACAUUGAUAGCAUAAUUCUUCAGAGUAUUGUACGUUCCUUCGCAGCCAUUUGUAUUAUACGUUAAAAUUAGUUCUAUGGACGCUCGCGAGUGGCGCUUCGAAUAGGCACAUAAAUUUGCUGUCAGACAUAUGGAACAACCUGUCCAGUGGUAUUUAUACAGGUCAGUGAUAAAAUGACACACACAAAGCUUAGCGUUAAAAGAGAGCCUGCGAAAAUUAAUAUAGAUAUUUAAGACUGCUUUGGCGAAACUUGAGUGACUUCAAUACAGUGAAAACUGUAUACCUUGCCUUAUCCCAAUCAAUUUAGACCUUGUAUCCCUGUUUAGGGUGGAGCCCGCUAUUAUGCUGAGACUCUAGAGACAGCUCAAAGAUUUAUUCUAAAUAAUAAUUCUUAAUAAACCUAUCCAAUACCUUACCAAUGUACUUUACUCAGAAUGAACAGAAGAAUUUCUAACGGUCCGGCAACUAUUCAUUCUUUCAAAACACACUACAGUUAUACCCCUCAAUGCGACUGUUAUUGCACGACGCCGCAUUCAAGUAUAUGCUAUAAUAAAAUGUAAAACUGCUUUCGCGAGAUAUUAACAUAAUACUCUUUCCUCUAAGCUGGUAUUUAGCUUAUUAUAAUAAGAUUCAUGAGAAGACUUCUGCCCACGUCUUCAGCAAUUUUGAAGUAAAAAAGAAAUUCACCGCCAUCUUUUACAAUUAUCAUAUAUCAUAUUAAGAAACGGUGAGCCUACUGUAAAUUACUUACCAAGAAUUAAAGAUACACAAACUCAGUUAGUAUUAUAUUGCCUUUAUAGUCUAAACAUAGGCUUUGUGUUGCCAAGAUAAAAAAUCCUCUAAAGGAGUAUCCUUCCGAAAUCGGCAGUGCCCCAGCGCACUAGAUUUUUCAGAUACACCAAAACCGAGAGUGCUGUACGGCACCCUACUCCCUCACCAAGUUCUGAUCCUUAUUUUGUUUAUAAGAUGGUUUAUUUUGCAUGGUCAUAAAUCUUGUUUCAAUAGCUUUCAGAUACACUCAAAUCAUCAUAAUUAUAAGCAAUCUGUUAAUACACGUAAAAUAAUACAUUGACAGAACGCUCCUCGAGCGCCAACAUCACGCCGAUCUGAGGCAUACCGCGCGAUCAGAGUUUUCCGCAACGGAAAUAGUAUUGAGUAUCCUUUCGAACUACUUUAAUCGUAUGACAUUAUUAUGUCUACCUUGACCACAAUAUCUUUCCACGCAUUUGUCAACAAACUUUCGAUUGUCAGUCACGGCGACAAUUUGACGAACAAAAUAGUGAAAUGUAGAACGUUUAGAGAUAAGAGAUGAAUAUAUUUAUUGUCUAGUACAUAAGAAGUAUUUAAUCAUUUACUGUAGGUAGUAUUAACAGUCGAGAUUAUUUUCGACGAAAAACUUCGCUGUUUUGUCUUUAUUUGUUAGCGUCUUCGUUGGUUUUGCGAUUGAAUAGGUCUUUGGCAAAAUUUGUUCGACAAAGUGAACGAGCUACGGACUCUAAGCGAUAGCUCAUAGUUAAAGAGCUAAAAAUUAAUUAAUCACGUCAUAGUGAAGGUGGCGCUGAGCUCAAUUGAGAAGAAUGUACAGAGUUUUGACUUAAAUUGGAAUUGAAUCGACAUAUUGUUGGAUCUCAGACCACGUUUUUCAGUGCACCGGUAAUGCAGUUUCAUAUUGAUCAGAUAUUCGAUGUUGAAUUUAAGCGGAUCUUGAAAAUUUUAAUAAUAAAGAAAUCUUACUACUUCUUUAUGCAAAUAUGUAUCAAGAUUCGCAAUGAGAUAAAUGGUGGCAUACGCUACGAGAACAACCUAAGCCAUGUUCUUUAAUUAUAUGUAUAAUCUAAGCUAUGAGAAGUUUAAGCGAGUACAAAUUUUGCCAAAAGCCUAAAUGAUUAAAAAACGUAGAAAUCUACGAGAGAACGUCUUUUUUGAAACUUUUUGACGUCUGACACUUUCUGUCAGCCAUAUUUUGUAAAAAGGAAUGUAUUUUAUAUAUUAUAUUGACGGAGUUACUCUUUGUUCGUAGAUUUGUUUCUAUUCUAUGUUGUUUUGUGCAUGUAGUCGACACAUAAGAGACAUAUCGCUAGAUCUAUUUAAUAAGAUAUUUAUAUAGUAUGUAUAUUAGUUCAUUGCAGCUAAGAAACGAAUAAGUCAAUUUCUGUCAUUCUGUCAAUCGAGAGUAUUGUGGCGUAUUUGCAAUAGUCACUAAAUGUCCUCUGGUCCUUCGAGCCGGAUAUAAGUGAAACUGUUUGGAAGACGCCACACCGGGGUGGGACCUCGUAAGCAAAUUAUCGCAGAUAUAUAAAAACUGUUAGAUAGAGAAAUUUAGCUAUAACAUAUAAAAUGCUAGAAUAUCAUUUUGCCUAUAAUCGCUUCGACUUAGGUAUAUUAGGACGUGUAUAUCCAUUAGGCAUAAGGGUUAACUUUAAGUAAACGCCGACCGUUGCUCUUCUGGUAAGAAUAUUUCUGCCACAAGACGGUACGUUGCCUUUCUUAUUGCUACUACUUCCUUCUGAGAUAGGAAUACUCUAGUGGAUAAAGCUUAGUUAAAUGCCGAGACAUUUUCACUGCAGCUAAUGUUAGGAAGAUUAUGGAAGGCCUUUCAAUGUCAUGCCAAUAUUUAUAUGCUGAAAUGGAAAACCAUUUCAGCUAUAGAAACAUAGACAAAAUUUAUAAACACGCGAAGAUUGACGCGUGAUUAUAAUAGAAAAAAAAGUAUAACUGUCUAUGUUCAUCAUGAAUUAUUAGCUAACAUUCAACUUUGGGAGAUAUUGCCAUUUUGGCGAGGGUCACCAAAUUGAAAAGUUAGUGAUUUUAGCAGUAGUUGCAGUGAAAAUAUAAAAGAUGUAAGGCUUAUAAUUCCAAUUAGUAUAACAGCUAAUUUAGUCAUAAAAUUAAGUUGAAAUGAGAAAUAAAAUGUUAGCUAGGUAAAUUUCAAUAUAUAAAUCAUAAUAUUAUAUUAUAUUAUUUAGAUAGGGUAUGAAAAUUUUAAGUGUUAUUAAGUUUUUUUUUUGUUUCAUUCCAUGAGUAAGAUAUUUUUAAGUCCCAAUAACACCAAAUAUUUUAUAUGAUCCUAGUAGAAUUGGCGUACUAAGUGAAUAAUUGCCUUAUAAAUGGUAUAUUUAUUUAUAUUUAUUUAAUAUACUUUAGAUCCAGGCAUUUUUGAACCGUUUACAUAUUUUUGACGCCUAAAAUGCUUGCUUCAGUGUACGGUGUAAAAACCCUGAGGUCCGUGUGCAGAGCUACUCAAAUAAAAAUAGAUCUUUAAGAAAUCACAAAUAACAGAGAGUAAAGAAUUAAUAUAGCAUUGAAUUGUCUUUUUUAAAAUUAAAAUAACAAUGACAUGGAGAGACACAUAAAAAUUUUAUGGACCGAGCAUUACUGUUCGUUUCAACUGAAUGUUGCAACUAAAACAAGAUUUUGUACAGGCACAUUCACAUCCAGUCGUGAUUGUUCAUUUGAGUAGUUCAACACAAUGGGUUUGAGGUAAAAGUGCCAAAAUAUUUUGUUUUCUGCAUGUACCGUAUAUGUGUGUGAAAGGAUAACACCAAAUCAAAAUAAGUCCUCUUAAAGAGUUUCUAAAUUAAUAUUUUAUAGCCUUGAAUUAUAAGUUGGUUUAUAUAAUGAUUAUCAAUGGGCUAAUCAACUUUCACGCUUGCAUAGGAAUGAUUUCUGGACUGUAUAGUACGUUCUAUUGAACUACUUCUAAGCCAAAAAGGGCUCACCAAGAAAAUUAUGGAAAAUUUUACAGCAAGAUUAGCUUGUACAGCAGAUAAAUGAAAAGAAAUCUCAUUUUAUUCUGAAAUAAUGAUCAGUUUGCACUUACAAAUUCAAGGCUAUAAUAUUAUAUAGAUAAUAAUAUUUGUGUAAUGUGAUUCUAUGUUUUCUGUUGUUUUCAAACUCUAGUAGAGAUUUAUUGUUUCGUUUUAGAAAAAAGCUAGAAUUGAUGUUAGUAAUGUCCUAAUCGCUUAGAAAAUUGUUUUGAAACACAAAAGACAUGAUAUUUUUUGAGGUGUAUAGUGAUGGACGCCUCUUGUCCAACCUUUGUAGUGUCUUGUGUUCUCUUUGUUGUUUUUGAAGAGGUACAUACUUGCGAUAGCCGGUAACUUUUGAUAGCGACAAAAGUAAUUACAGCAAUACGUCUGUCUAUCUUCCAAAGUAUGCAUACCUCUUCAUUUAUAACACAUCUUUCUAAAGUUAUUUUGUAAAUGAUAAUCUUAUUAUCAUUUACUUUGACCGUCGUCUUGUGUCAUGUUAUUACAUAUAAAUCUACUAAUAAUGGGCCUUUGAUUUUGGAAAGUAUCCUUGAUAGACCGGUCACAGUUUGACUAAUUGAGACAUUUAUUGAUGGUUUUAAAUAUAAACAUUUACGAAAUUCAGUAAUAGAUUUAGAAAAAAACAUGUUUUUAUUAACAAGAGUUCCCCAAGGUAAAUUCUUGGUCCACACGAAUAGUUGAUGUUGAAGUUCUAAAUAAGGCCCAUGGGAUCGCAAUAAGUAGUUUUGAAGAGAUUCUAUGUGUAAUAUCAUAUUAUGUCUGUCGUGAUUGUUUAUUCUGUCUGUAAUUCUUAAUGUACUCAUUGAUGUUUGAAGUAAAAAAUUACAUUGUACUAAGUAAAUAUUAAAACAAAAAUAAUUUGAAAAUUAAUUAUUUCUAAGAAGGGCUUAAAUAGGUAAUACAAAAAUUUGAUUAACAGCAGUAGAAAUUUCAGAGGUUUUCAGAAUACCUACAUAAUAAAAGACAUAAAAGACAAAAUUAUGCCGCACUAAUUCUGAGUAACAAAUCGAUACAUGAAUAGGAUUUUGUGUCAGUGAAGGAGGGUUUUAUCGUUAUUAAUAAUUUAUAACACAUAAAAAUUAUAUAUGAUUUUAAGUUUUUUAUUAUUCAGAACUGCAAUAACUUCCUCUGCAUUUAGGCAACUUAAGUAAUUUGCAAACAAUUAAUGAAAGAUUUUUUUACAUACUUAAUAAAUACUCAAAGACUAGAAGAGUUUGCUAGGAAAACUUUUCUGAAAAAAUAUGAUUCUUGUUUUAAAGAUAAGCCAUUAAGAAAGCUUUUCUUAUCAGUAGGAAUCAUUAUUGCAGAGCCUAUAUAUCGAUCCGUAAUUACUAAACAACAAAGUUGUAUACAUUCGUUUGCCCGUAUAAUGUAAAUUUUUACUUCACUUAUGUAAAACAGCAAUAAUCACUCUAUAGUGUGUAGUAAUUUUUGAUUUUUCGUACCGCUAGUAAUUCUUAUUGAUAAAAGUAUACCUUUUAUCUCUUUUAUUUCAUAUGUGUCUUGUAGAUGUUUUAGAACAUUCCCUGUAACUAAUCGCACAGAGCUAAGUCGUUGCAUGUAAAGCCGUCUAAAUGUUCUCUGGGUUGCUCGACGUUUGAUGUCAAUGAAAUUGAAUUGUCAGAUGAUGUUAUUGUGGGCAUGUAUGUUCCAAUAUGCACUGCGAGCACUGCACAGUGCUAUCACUGUUGAUAAAUUCACUGCCAGUAUACUGCCACAGUACCUUAGGGAAAUAUAUGACGUCAUAAAUCUUCGCCAUAUUCUACUGUGAGCACUGGUGUUUUCGAGGUAAGGUACUCGCAGUACUUUGAUCUCGUGAUCAGUGUCACUCGAGUGCCUAACGUUUUUUAAACUAUACCUACAGUUUAAUCCCAAAUAUUUUUAAUUUGACAGUACUCCAACAACAUUUUUUUUAAUGAAUUAGAAAACUUUAAUACACUCAUUUGAAUGCUGCGUCAAAAAAUGCGGCUGACAGUAUACGGGAAUGCGUUCCGUUUUAAAUAGUCACCAGUAUAAAUAGCUAUAAAGGAACGGCUUCACAGUAUACUAAAUUGACGUCACACUGUACAGUGGUCGCAGUGCAUAUCGGAACAUACCCUGUAUAUUUCACGAGUGCGUCUUUCACUUCAUACUAUCUUUCAAGCGGAGAAUGACAACUUUUGCUCAUUCGCUUCUCACUUUAACUGGAGGUUGCUUUGAAACUUCUAUUGAGGAGUGCGAUUAGUUUCUAAAAAGGGAUGUAAUAUUAGGAUAUUCAACAUUUUGAUUUUACUUCUCUUCUGCCCCCUUUUUUCUACCGUCCAUGGGUGUUGUCAUAGAUAAGUACUUAUUUUGUUCGUGAAAGGCGUUUUGGAGAAAUAUAUUAUAUCACAUUUGCAAAAUCGUAAAAAUUUUAAGUAAAUAAACUGGGAUAAAAUGGUAUCUGAUAUAAACUGAUAAAUGUUGAACUAUUUUACUUCUCCGAAACGUCUUCACAAAAAACAUUUCACUCUAAGCGCACAGAUGUUGUGGGUUUCGUUCAAACUGUAACGAAAUUUAAUGUUUAAAAGAGAUGGCGAUUUCUCCCCUUUUUAUUAUUUGAUGUUAUGUAUUCAUAUUAACCGGUAUAUAUCACUCAAGGCUAUCGAGUUGGAUGAGGUGGAAAAGCUCCUAUUUUCAGUCAAGUUGCUGUCAUUAAAUUAAUGCUCAAAGUACAUUUCAAGUAAUUAAAAAAAUUAUGCACCCUGCUUUGCUCGCAGACUUGCAGAUUAAUAAUUAUUACUUGAACAUGCACACAAUAAGAACUGAAAACAACAAUCCUAGAAGAAGCUACGCCAAAAGCCUAGCCAUUACUACCCUAACCCCUUGGCUACUCAACUGCCUGAUUCCUUUCAAGCCGCGAGAAGACUAAAAAGAAAGCAAGUCUCAUUAAAAUGGCCUCCAAAAGACAAUCCCCGACUAAACUAUACAGAACUGAUUAUAUUCGCUAUUAUCUGAUGGGAGUCAUUAACGAAUGAGAUACAAUUAUCAAUAAUGAUUUAUUGAAUCUCAUUGUAUUGAAAGCGAUAAAAAGAUUAUUUUAAAUAGACUGAAUUUCAGUCGUACGUCUCUAAAAUUACACAGUACAUACUCUACGUUGUGUUAGAAACGUCUCUAGGGUGUUUCAAAUCGUGCUGUCAAUUUGACAAUAGCUGUCACCUCGAUCCAACCGAUACUGAAAAUAACGGUUAUACGUCUUAAUUUUUCAACCCCUUUUAUUGAGUUUCACGCUUAAAUUAGUACGAUUGUAGGAAUAAACAUGAAAUAAUAGUAGGUUUAGAAUAAGCUUCUUGUUUGUUUCUGUUACACUUGCCUUGUUUAAGUUUUGUGAAAUUUUGUUCGACUAUAAAGUCGCUAAGUGUUCGGAGAAGUUAAUAAUUAAUUAAUUUCAUCCGACACACUGGUUAAUGUUAAGUUUGACACUUGUAGUUAUACUCUUUCUCGCGUUUGACAGCUCUAUAUGACAAGAGAGGCUAACUGUGCUAAAACAAAACAAGUUAUUUAAAAUAUUGUCAAAUCUCGGCAGCCAUCUUGAAUUUUUCUGCACGGAAACCGUUUAGGUUUCUGAUGAUUGCUAGCCCGCUUGCCUUUUCAAGAUGUCAGUCGAGAAAUAUUUAUAUAUACGAUAAGCAAAGAUUGUUAGCUUCGCACUACAACUAGUCUCAUACUUGCAGUCGUAUUUGAGUUGUCGGACGCGAUUUUCAUGUGGGAAUAUGGGGAAAAGGUCAAUUAGCAAUCAAAUAUUUGAUCUCAAUACAACUUGAGCAUAUUUCAACGUACCAUAAUUAUUACAAAUCUACUCAUGUGAAAUUUUUCUCUCAAGUCGAGUCCAUAUAUAAAGAACAACGUCAAAAGAAUGGUAAGGAACAUAGAUUAUGUGUCAUCUUAUAGUAUAUUAACGUAUAGGUGAACUGACAGCAGAAUAUUACGCGAUCAAUUUUGAUUUAACAAUCUGUAGCUAGUAUAGUAUUCAAAAUCACUGAACUCUACUAUAUACCACUGGAUUGGCGGCUGUCAGUGCCUUUGUGCCUGUUUGAUAUUCGCCAUUUUGAGGCUGUUGGCCAUGCAGCGAGAGUCUGCGGUACUAAAACUAGAGAUGACAACCUCAGCAAACAUCGAUAGAUGGUGGGAAAAUGUGUCCUUUAUUACGUUGAUUCUUGAAGUAUAAAUAACACGGAAAACGAACGAAAUAAAUUCGAAAUCCAAAAAUACUUCAGAGUAUUGUACGUUCCUUGCGCCUUUUGCUUUUAGGCAACGUAUGACAACAGCUACGUCUUGCAUUCGCUAUACGGAAGUCACUUUGUUUUAGUGCGCGUGCGUUACUGAAAAUAGAGGCUAACAGUUCACCACUGUUGUUUUCGACGUGUUCCUAUCUAUCACAGUCUAUCGAGACGUAUAUUAUAUAAGAUCUUAUGUCUCAAAGUGACCAGUAAUUCUGAUGCCACUCAGUUUUGGUGUUAGCAAGAACCCUGAACGGCACUACAUUGAUAACAAUACGCAUUAGAUCAGGGAGAAUCCCCACCAUCAAGUGAAAACUUAUUUAGUCACUAUCUCAUGAAAAUGAUUUGUCUUAUUUAUAUAUGCCGAUGUAUACAAUUAUUUAAAAAAAAAAAAAACAGUUUUUAAUUAGCAUUACUAUCGAAUGUGUCAACAUUCGCCAAUAACGGCCUUUCCCAAUAUUCGGUCUAUCACUUACUUGAGAUAAAAAUCGUAACUAUCGUUGACUUUUUUGUUCCAAUAAACCUAUCUACCGUUACUCACCUAAUCCGUACACGCUGUCUGUCAAUGGGACGACGUAUAGCUUACCAGCGAUAGAAGUUUGUAUGGAAAUUGCAAUUCAUGCGUCCCAAUAUAAGGCGAUAAAAAUGACUUAUCGGGUAUAUUGGGACAGCAUCAGAUUAUUUACAGUAGAAGGUAGUAAUUUAUCUCUAUCUGUAGAUAGUAUAUUGGGAACGGCCGUUGGGCUGAUUAGCCAUUCCUUCAUAUUCCUACAUUACUCCGUACCUAUGUACUUAAAUAGAUAUAAUAUUAUAUAGAGUAAGAUAUAUGAAUUGAUAAAGACCAUUGUGUCAAA
Leptidea sinapis is the source of this 12072-nucleotide messenger RNA. RefSeq names its product cytotoxic granule associated RNA binding protein TIA1. The record is from RefSeq and is a predicted model, not a curated record. Bases 143 to 1267 code for a protein of 374 amino acids. The transcript is spliced from 9 exons. Gene Ontology annotation, molecular function: mRNA binding. NCBI's taxonomy places the organism in Eukaryota, Metazoa, Arthropoda, Insecta, Lepidoptera, Pieridae.